ACGGUGCUCGCGCAGCAUUGCACGCCAUCUGCACUCGUGCGGCUUCGUGAGCCCUUCGGAAAUCGGAUUGCCCGUCGGAUUUAACAUACAUAACCUGCAAUUAUCCAAUUCUCGAGUGCCGCGUUCUUGUUGAUAUUACAUAUCAUUUCACCGAGACGAUAUUUCGAGAGGAGUUUGCCGAGACGAUGGAAGAUCGGACAGGAAAGAAGAAGGUAUGUUGUAUAUGUCGCCCGCAUAAUUGUUAGGAGAAAAAGCUAAAUGUCCCUCGUCGCGAUAACAGAAGGCGCGAAAGGUCCACAAGUGGCUGAACAUGGACCAAAAGCUCGACAUCGUCAAACGCAUGGGCGAUGGGGAGUUGUGUUCGAGCCUCGCUGCGGAGUUUGGUGUCAGCAUACGCACCAUGCAAGUGCUAAAAAAGACGAAGGAGAACUUCGUGAAGAAGAAGUGCUCCUUUUUAGACCAACAAGGGUCACUGAAAAGGAAGCGCUACACCGGUGUCGUCGGGUCUGACUUCGAAAAGAUCAUUUAUACAUGGUUCAUUCAGCAGCGAGACACUGGGUUUCCGAUCUCCGGGUUCCUUCUAAUGAACAAGGCGAGCACAUUGGCCGAAACAUUGGGACGCCCCAAUUUUAAAGCCAGUACUGGGUGGCUGAGGAAGUCCCAGCAGCGGCAUGGAAUCCGGAUGAUACGCGUAGACGGAGAGAGGCUGUCGAGUGAUGCUGUGGCUAGCGAUGAGUUUACGAAGAUAUUUAGCAGCUUCGUCGAAAUCGAAGGAGUGUCCCUCGACAACGUCUAUAAUGCUGACGAGACAGGUUUAUUUUGGAAAUGUCUUCCAAGGAAAACGUUGGCUCCACGCAACGAACAUUCGGCUCCGGGACACAAACUUGCGAAGGAACGAGUCACCGUAAUGACAUGCGCCAAUGCAACGGGAACGCAUAAAGUUCCGCUGCUGGUGAUAGGAAAGGCGAAGCAUCCGCGGGCCUUCAAAAAUGUUAACAUACUCCCGGUGCAGUAUGUUAACCAAACAAACGCAUGGAUGGACCGCUCAAUAUUUAAGGAGUGGUUUACCACGACGUUCAUCCCUGCUGUGGAGAAGAAGAACGGGAAGGUGCAGACGCAGCUGGGUCGGAUCUCUACUCUCAAGGCCAUCGCAGAAAUUCUCCCGGAGUCUCCUGCAGAGAUUUCUGUUGAAGAAGUGAAUCAGUUCUGGCUUCAAACUGAGGAGACGCACAAGGCGUUUCUCAAGGAACACACCUACUUCGAGGUCUCAUGGCCCUCUGCGCUCACUCAUCACGAGCAUUUCUCCGGGAACGCUCUUCAAGAGGAAACGCUGUGCCACACACAAGCGCAACGCGUCAUCGGCGUACUCCGUCACUCACUGACAGCUUCGUCCGCUCAAUCAAUCUACUGUCUCAUCCCGCGACCUGUUGACAUCCUCAUCGGAGCAGACGCUUACGGGCAAAUCAUCAAGCCCAAUAUUCUUAGGCAUUCUUCACUCAUGCCGAUGGCGCAACUCUCCAUUUUCGGAUGGCUCGUUCUUGGACCAGUCAACAGAGAAGCAAGACGCACAUCCACGCAUCAUGCUGCUACCCAAUUCAACGAGGAUGCUCUUAAUGAGCUGUUGACGAGAUUUUGGAAUCAAGAGGAGGUGCCUACUUACGAUGGCACUCAACUCACUCCCAACGAGCAGAGGUGCGAGAAGCACUUCAAGACUACACACUCUCGUGAGUCUUCAGAGAGGUACAUCGUCAGGAUUCUACUCAAUUUACCAGUAGAUCUUUUGGGUGACUCUUACAACGUCGCUCAUCAAUGUCUGAAGGGAUUACGCAGACGAUUCUCAAGGGAUGUGAAUUAUCAACGUCUCUAUCAACCAUUCAUAAUUGAUUACGAGACACUCAACCACAAGACGAAGGCAUCAUCCAUCUCCAGUCAUCGCUCACAUUUCUACCAGCCACAUCACGGUAUUCUCAAGCCUGACAGUCAACGACACUGCGGGUAG
Messenger RNA from Vollenhovia emeryi, 1999 nucleotides. RefSeq lists its product as uncharacterized. Gene Ontology annotation, molecular function: DNA binding. The record is from RefSeq and is a predicted model, not a curated record. Gene Ontology annotation, cellular component: nucleus. The transcript has 3 exons. Bases 311 to 1999 code for a protein of 562 amino acids. NCBI's taxonomy places the organism in Eukaryota, Metazoa, Arthropoda, Insecta, Hymenoptera, Formicidae.